Gigantopelta aegis is the source of this 2248-nucleotide messenger RNA. Its product is annotated as galactoside 2-alpha-L-fucosyltransferase-like. The transcript has 4 exons. The record is from RefSeq and is a predicted model, not a curated record. Gene Ontology annotation, molecular function: galactoside 2-alpha-L-fucosyltransferase activity. Gene Ontology annotation, biological process: carbohydrate metabolic process. Gene Ontology annotation, cellular component: membrane. NCBI's taxonomy places the organism in Eukaryota, Metazoa, Mollusca, Gastropoda, Neomphalida, Peltospiridae. Bases 1 to 1899 code for a protein of 632 amino acids.
AUGCCAUCACAUGGUCAAAUGGAUAUGUUCCUAUAUCAACCACCACCACCGACGACAUGCACAUCAUCAUCAAUGGUCGCCAACAUCAGCUUCUUCCAUUUGAAAGGAAGCCAAGCAAAUGCCAACACUGCCAACAGUGGGGGCAUGGGGCUGCAAAAUGCCGAAAUUACAGGGUACCUCCUACUUGUAACUGAUGUGGUUAAAAACAUCCAUGGAGUUCUAGAAACUCCCCCUGUACCAAACCGAUACCAUGUGCAAACUGUCUUAGUAGGCACAUGGCACAUGACCCCAGGUGCCAUCACUACCAGAGGGCUCUUCGACAACUUAACAACAAACUUAACCAAGCUAGUCAAACUAAGCAAAGCAGACCUACUUUUUCUAAACCAGAAACAAAUAGAUUAUGGAGCCCAAGCCUACAGUUGCGCCGACCCCAAGCUGUUAGAUAAAUUAGAUGUCACUAAAAAUCAAGCUCUUAGAAUAAUAGCUAAAGUUCCAUCAAACACUAGCGGACAAAGCUUAGAAGUCGAGUUUAAUAUUAUGCCACUGAAGUAUCGCCGUAACCUUCAACAUCUUCUCAAAAUUCAUUCUCUUAAACUAGACCACCCAGUUCAGGAGCUCACACCUAUAAUAGCUAAACCAGGGCAGUGUUCCUCCAGUAGUCCAAGGUCGAGGGGCGGGGAGACUGUCUUUCCGGACUCCGUAAGAAGCUUCUCCAAGAAGACGUUUCCCACGGUCAGGGCGAGGCCCUUCACCCUAACCCAGGUGCCCCCGGGAAAACGCUGCGUGACCAGAAAGAUCGAGCACUGGGUAAAGACUAUGAUGAAGAAAUUAUUGGGAACUGCUUUGAAGUGUGGACUGAUAAUAGGAAUAAUCGGCCUGACGGCCUACGUGUACAUUUGGAACUGCUUGGCACUGACGUCAGGACACGCAGAACUUCAUGUAGUUGAACGGGACAACCGAUUAGCAGAGGACAGCAAUACAGGUGUAAUAAAUACAAAAACCAAUCGCCAGUCGCCAUAUGUCAAAGACAAAAAAACACAAGCCAGGUUCGCCAACGAUGACACAUUCUAUCUUGCGACUAAUAUAAUUAGCGGUGUCGGUCUUGGAAACUUAAUCUAUGCGUAUGCAUCGCUGGUGGGCCUAGCUAACAGCAGGAACAUGACAGUAGCUCUACAAGCAAAUCAUCCUCUUAGACAAAUAUUCCAUCUGGAAGAAAAGGUUUUACCAGAUGCAAACAUGUUCAAAACUUUCGAAAGAGUAACUUCAGAAAAAUGUUCUAGGUAUGACGAAAUGUUUUUAGAAAUGCCUCGAAAUCGUAAUUACACAAUUGACAAUCUGUUGCAGUCGUGGAAGUAUUUUAGCCACGUGGAAUCAAAUAUUCGUCGUCAGUUAAGAUUUAAAGAUCACAUCAAGUCCGUUGCCGAGAAACGAAUUCGUGGAAUUCGUGAAAAAUAUCAUUCAAAAAGUCAAGGGGAGAUAACUCUAAUAGGAGUUCAUAUAAGAAGAGGUGAUAAAGACUCUGAAUUGGCCAGAAAGGCCGGAAAUUACGUCGCUCCGCCAGAAUACAUCAAAAACGCAAUGGCGUAUUAUGUGUCUAGGUUUUCAAACUGUGUUUUUGUUGUUUGUAGUGAUACGAUGACGUGGGUGGAAAAACACGUAAAAACAAAUUCAGGCAUGGAACUGAUAUCAGAAAGGAACUCUCCGGAAGUGGAUAUGGCCAUAUUGUCUCUAUGCAAUCACAGUAUUAUGACAGUGGGGACAUUUGGAUGGUGGGGAGGCUAUUUAGCUGGAGGGACUGUGUUGUAUUAUAAAAAUCCGUAUGACGAAAAUGAUCAAUUCUGGAGUAAGGUAUUCAACAAGGCUGACUACUUCCCACCACAUUGGAUACCCAUGUUGUGAAAUCUGAACACAGAAUUUAUUUGUUAUAUGCCAUUCACGUUUCCAUGGUUUCGUCCAUGUUUUCUAACUGUGUAGUCCAGUUAAACAAAAUCAAAAUACAGUAGUUUCAUUGAGAGAGUCUAGACUGAAUGCUUUCGAUGCGUGCGUCUGAAAAAAGCACAUACGGCCAGCCGCAAUGGAAUAACCGUAUAAGCUGUAUAUGUCCAAAAUGUAAGCCACAGACGCGUCAAUCAGUGGGACCGCACGCAUGUGCCGCAUCCAAUCUGUAUGAGCCUUUAGUAGAGCAUUGGCCUGAGAUGUUCUACUAAUCUGAAGUCUGAAUGCAGCAUAAAAAGAUUAUAUUAUAAAA